UCUGUCACUUAUGGCCUUAACCUUUGUUCAACUACCUGCUGGUGCCAACGCCUCGAUGCGGUCAAAAAGUGUGCAGGUUUGCCGUAGAAUGGGGAGAGUAGUUUCAAUCUUGAGUUGCAGAUAACUCCCUGGUGCUAGAGACCUUGCGUGAGAGAAACUUGAUGCAGAGAACAUGGUUUGCCUGACAAUGAGCAUGGUGCCUUGUGCAAGUAGAGUCGCAGGUACAUCACAGACACCACCAGCGGUUAGUUUCUUAACCUUGUUGGGUCACUACCUCAAUAGUUCUCUGGAGUUUAGAGCAAGCCAAAUUAGGGCUGAUAGCGAGUCUUAACAAAAAUCUCAGAGAGCCAGGCCCAUUGUCCUUUUCGGUGCAUCAGGCCGACCGCCGAAGCCGUGUCCGGCAGCGUUUGGAAUGUCAAUGCGUGGCACUGGGAGGAGAAGCCAAUGACUGAGUGGAGUAUGAAGUGGCUGACCCGUGAACUGCAGGGCCUCGCGAUACGCUUGCUGUCUGGAUUGGCGACCUUGGAGUUUCGAGACAUCCAGGUCACCGGCGACUCCUCGGUGUCCGUGCGGAAGGGAAAACCUAUCGUCCUGUACCUCUUGCGACUUGAGUGUCGAUGGGAGGCCACGGCCACGGCCCAGGGGUUGGGGGAUGCCAAAGGCGCACUCAUCCUGCCCGAGUUCUCUUCAGAAGAUGGACCCAAAAGUUCCUUGAUCCAGGUGGAGACAUCCAGCGACGAGUCUCGCGGGCGUUUGGCCAGCGCGGUGCGCAAGGAGGGCAUCCCUGCAGUUCGGGAGUUGCUCCUCCGGUUUGAGGAGGCUUUACGCAGCCAGCUGACACGGGAUGCGAGGUGAGAUCGACGUUGCUUCCACGUGGAGUGAGCUAACUGGUCAAGGCAUAGAUUCCACUAGUGAGGCAGUUGGAUGAUUACAAAAUGGA
Messenger RNA from Durusdinium trenchii, 940 nucleotides. NCBI's taxonomy places the organism in Eukaryota, Dinophyceae, Suessiales, Symbiodiniaceae. The record is from the annotation of a GenBank genome assembly.